Molecule: messenger RNA, 1099 nt
Organism: Alternaria rosae
Lineage: Eukaryota; Fungi; Ascomycota; Dothideomycetes; Pleosporales; Pleosporaceae
Exons: 2
Coding region: 1-888 (295 amino acids)
Source: RefSeq, a predicted model, not a curated record
AUGCGUACUAAGCCUCAAGCUGCGAUCAUUGCGCGAGAGGAGGGUUCAUGGUCUACCAAGGCUCCUACCGAUCCGAAGAAGCCUCUCGAACCGGGUCAACUUCGUCACACGUCGCCUCCGACCACCGACAUCACGAUCACUCAGCAUCUUCAUUCAGAGAGCGGAUAUAGCCCUGUACCCCUUCUAGUCGGCGAUCUGUUCAUCUGCUCUUUAGAACAAGUCAAAGGUUGCUGGAUCUUGCAUACCCUCAAUAAGUGCUUGGACCUUCCUUCGCAGAUCGCGUACAACGCCAAGUAUAUCGAGCAAUCCAAGGGGUCGUUCUGUAAAUACUACAGGAAAACUGGAUGCAUGGACGGCGACGAGUUCUGGCGCCAUACCUCCGGGCCGAAAGAUGUCAGUCAAAUUGCCGGAGAUGGAAUCAAGCAUCUCGCUAGUGCAUGGUGCGGAGGUACUGGUGUGACAUCUGAGAUGGAAGUCUGCCGAGCUACUGGUGCAACUGCGCAGAUCAACGCCGUUGCUGAUGGAGAUGGUAUCGAGAAGGUGAAUAAUGUUGGAUCGCUCAUCUACACCGUCGACGGCAGGACCACCAAGCGCGACUGGCCCCCGGGUUCAACCACCGUCUGCCACCAAACGCAUUACCAGUCCUGCACCGACAACCGUAUCAACGCCAUCCAGCAAUGCGCCAACUUUGCUACUGCAGACCAGGGCCCAGUUUCAAUCAUCCAGUAUGGCGGCGCGUACUGUAAGUGGUACCGCGACUUUGGUUGUGAAGGUGGAGAGGAUAAGUCGCCCAUGAGCAUUGAUUCGAUGGCGGCGAAGCAGUGGGUUGAUGAUUUGGGUGAGGAGGAUAGGUUCAAGAGCGUCAAGUGUGAGACGUAUCAGUGGUAGGCUUUAGCUGACUGCAAGCCUUCUCGAUGUGGAGAGGAUGCGGAGGCUUAUGUAGCUUCGUUGGAUACCAGGUAGUUGGAUAAGGAGGAGAAUGAAAUAACAUUUUGUUCAUUCCACCUCAUACAAGACAAAAUCUGAACAGCCCCAGAGCCUACAUCGACUUUGGGUUACCCAUUUCGCAAGUUUGUAUGUUAAUGUAGUCUCUAGACCU